Messenger RNA from Seminavis robusta, 4847 nucleotides. The record is from the annotation of a GenBank genome assembly. Lineage: Eukaryota; Bacillariophyta; Bacillariophyceae; Naviculales; Naviculaceae.
AAUUCACCCGACUCUUUCACUGCACUAGUAAUGUUCACCUCAAACCUGAAACAGUCUUUUGAAUUUUGUCAUCUUCUGCGUGAAAGGAAGUGCGAAGAAGUCGGCUCUCGGCUCUCAGCUGUUUCUCACACCGCGAUCACAACCUCGAAGCAACCAACUUUCAUCUCACUCAAGUAGGUACUGUAGAAUUAUCGUUAUCCCCCCAACAGAUAUUCACAAGAGACCGUCACGACAAUGAGCGAGAAUCACGAGAAGGAGGCACCACCAAGCACAGUGCCAUCUUGCACAUCUGUAGGUGUCGGCAGUAAUAAUGACGACGAUGCCCUGUUAUUCCGCAAGAUUGUCGAAAUGCGCCUUGGUCCUAAUGGUAGUGGUAGUGUAGUAGGAGACAGGUCAGCGGAUGCUCCUUCAGCAGGUGGAGAAGAUUUGGAGAAGGGCCAUUGUUCCUCGCCAACUCGGCAGCAGCAAGAAGAUAUCUCUUUGAGCAACGACGAUGACUUGAAUCUUUUGGAUGUUGUUGCUGCACGCAUCGCGGGCAGUGGCGCCCCAGAGGCAAAUGAUAUCAACCAACUAAAGGGGCUGAAGGAUGACCUUGCCAAUGCCACCAAAGUUGCAACCGGCGUACCGACAGAAGCGCAGAAAAAGACGGAAGCUAAGAAGCAAAAGGGGCUCAAGGAUGACCUUGGCAUUACCGCCUUGGUUGCAACCGGUGUACCGACAGAGGCGAAGCAGAAAAACACAGAUAUCAACCAACUAAAGGGACUGAAGGAUGACCUUACCAAUGGCGUCGAGGUUGCGACUGAUGUACCGCAACAUCACAUGCCCACAUUACAGAGGGAUGCAAUUGGUUUUGUACACAGCAUCCCUGGUGCCUAUCAUGUGGCCCAUCCCGAUGCCAAUCCAGUAGUACCAGAUCAGCUGCAAGUCGAUGAUAGCGAUAUGAGCGAGCAGCAAGAUGCUUCAGAGACGGAUGAGGAAGAAGGCACAUCUGACCCAAUGGCUCCAUUGGAAGCUACAGUGGUGGGACGCCGCCGCCGAAAAAAAGGUCCUAUCAGUGUUCGUGCCAGUCUGACGGUAGAAAGUGUAGAGGCAGCCCGAGUCAAGGACUCCUCGCGGUAUUCUGGACCAUUGCGACUUGUCGCCGUGAUCUUUCUAGUUGGAGUGGUGAUUGCUCUCCUUGCCCUUGGCUUAUCUGGGGCAUUUGAAAGCAGCAAAAACCCUGAUACUAGUAGUAGUGAUGCUAGCAACGCAGGCACAACAGGGUUCAGCAACGAUGAUGCCCCCGUCAAAUCCACACUCGAAAUAAUAAAAGAAGAGGGUGUCCUGAAGUGUGGAUACAGGCCCAUUAAGAUUGCCAAUGGAGAUAUUGAGGGAUUUCUAGCUGCAAUAUGCCAAGUUGUUUCCGCUGCCAUUUUUGGUCCAUCGGCUCCCGUCGAGUUUGUCGAUCGUGGGUCCCUAGCAAAGUUUGAGGGAUUGGUGGAAAAGAAAAUUCAUCUCGAGACGUUUGGCAACACUCACAACAUGGGUCGCGAUGUGUUCCGCUCCGAAGUCCAAACAGGCUUCAAAUGGUCCAUCCCGUUCAUGUAUGCUGGAAUGAGACUCGCCGGUGACCCCAAGUUUCUCAGGUGCGCUGAAAACAAGUGGCGUCACUUGGAAGAAUGUGAAGCAUUGGGGGUUUGUGUUUGGGAUGGUAGCAGCUACCACAAAACCCUCACGGAUAUUCUGCCUAGACGGAAUAUUGUUGUCAUGGAGGAUAUCGCACAGACCCAACAAGCACUGAUCAAUGGGACUUGUAAUGUCGUGACUGGUUCCGCCUUCAUAAUGGCAACAGAGGAAGCCAUGAGAGAAGCAGGAUACAAGGGAGACUAUGAGAUCAGCAAUGGAACUUUUUCAAAGGAACCGAUAGCCGUUGCCACUCGUGAGGAUGACCCUGAAUGGUCUGACUUUGUGAAUGCUGUCAUCAUGGCCCUCUUUGUCGCCGAGAAACACAACAUUACAAAGGACACAGCCACCUUGUUCCCACAGACCACACUGUUUGGUGGUGACUAUACGAACAUGUUCCGCAAUGCGAUCGGUUAUGCUGGCAACUACGGUGAGAUGUGGGAACAUUUCCUAGAAUGGGGCGUCCCUCGUAAUUCACUCAACCGGAUCAAUGACGGCACAUCUGGGCUUUUGUACUCACACCCCAUCAAAGAGAUUGGCGAUUCACGUGGCAGUGUUCCAUUGGGCGAGAGAUUGACAAAUAUCCGUGAAAGGGGGCAUCUAAAUUGUGGAGUCUUGGUGGGGCGACCUGGCUUUGCGGAAAAGUCUAACGAUUCAUCCUUGGGCUACACAGGGAUGGACAUAGACUAUUGCAGAGCAUUGGCGGGAAGUUUGUUCCAGGGCUUCAGCAAAUCCAAUAUCAAUGUCAUUGAGCUAACGAGCAAUCAAGAUGGGUUCGUCCAGCUUCAGAAUGGAACUAUUGAUGUAUACGCGGGGGCGACAUGGAACCUUGAGAACGACGUCCAUGAACCAACUACAGGAUUGGGUUUUGCAUUUUCAAAGCCUUACUUUUUCUAUCCGAUGGAAGGCAAUUUCGCUCUUGCAACAAUGCAAGAUGACCACGACUGGAGUGCCUUCGUCUACUGGGUGGUUGAUGCCACGGUCCAUGCGGAGGAGCAUAACAUUACGCAGCAGACGUCCAACGAUAUGCCUGAAGUUUUGGUUUUUGGGGAGUCGCUUCAUCGAAUGUUCAGGGACGCUAUCCUCGAGGUUGGUAACUAUCAGGAGAUUUAUUCUCGAAAUGUCAACCAGUUCAUCCCAAGGGUGGCGGUAACAUGUUGAAUGUUUUCCCCGACUUUGGGCCCCAACACUAUCUCAUACCAGGCUUCAUGUGAUUCGGAGGACGGCAGUGAUUUCACGAGCUUGGAUGGCAACACGCCAGUCAGAAGUGUAGUGCGGAUCGGAUCCGCGAAGGCAAUACUUACAACGCUGCAACCGCUUUGACUGAGAACAGUAGCCAUUUGUUCCACGAUUUGCUUGGCAGUGGGUCAACGAGUUUGUAGACGUAUCAUUUCUUCGCACCGGUGCUGGGUGCUGCUGUUCAGCUUGCCGACAAUCGUAGUCAUCUUCGCGCAACUCUAAAAGUUGCUGAAGCUUGUGGUUGAUAGUUGACCCCUCAAAUCUGAGAACCAAGCUGCGCACGGGCGUCACUCCAGCUACAGCGCUAUGUGUCUCGUGGUGGCUACAUGUAGCUAGACGGCAAUCAGCAAGUCGCAGGUAGGUGGUUGAAUGACGGCGAUCGACGCUUCCUCUCGCUAUUCGAUGCCGGCCGGAAUACAGGGGCGGCAUUGCAGGCAAAAGCGAGCCCGGGCAAAGUGAACUGAGCAGUGCAAACGUUUCACCGUCAGUACACUGCGCAUGAAUGCAUCAGAGCAAAAAGUUAUGUAGUUGUCACAGUUGAUGUUGAAUGUCAGCAAUUGACUCUUUUUUGGGGAUUCGAUGCCUCCACUACUAUUACUACUACGGUGGCCCAAACCACAAUUGCGUAUUCUUGUCAAAGGAUGUUGUGACGAGAAUAUCGGUGGACGAUGACGAGCACAUGUCUCGAAUGGUUUGGCUGUGAACGUCUUUGUAUCGUUGCACGAGCUGAGUACUGGAAAUAUCCCAGACGCAGAGACUCGAAUCGGCUUGGGUGUUGCCCAACAAAUACUGUCCGUUGCUACUCCAGGCGACCUUUGGGUUGGAGAAUCCAUCAUUCUGAUGCCCGUACAGGUUGCGAAUAUGUAAUCCCGUCUCCAUUUCCACAAUAAUAUUCCGAGAGGCAUCCGUAGCCAAUGCCAAGUAUUUUCCGUUGGGACUGACGGCCAUGUCCAUGACGGCAAAGGAAACGUGCUGAUCCUCCAUACUAGUUCCCGCAGCGGCUGGUUUACCUCCGUGGUUCAAACUGAGUUUGCGAAGUUGGAAAUCCUUGGUCGUAUCAAAGCACUGGAGAUAUGGUUUCUCUCGUGCAUAGCAGCAGAGUUCGUCCGCCACAAAGCAGACGGAUUCCACAGCAUGUUGUAGAUGCAAUUUCUCAAUGGUGGUCACGUGAAUUGUCGUUUCGUCCUUGACAUAAUCAAUUUUCACAGCCACUUGAUGAACCUGUACGGUACCAUCUGCAGAAGCUGUUGCCAACAGAUGAUUGUCACUACUAUUGGUAGUUGUCCUCCACGCCACAGACUUGACGUAUUUUCCAUGUUUGGUUGGAAUUUUGGUAGUGGCUUUGACGACGAGACCCUGUCCAGUGACCAUGUCGUAGUGAACCACCCAAACACUCCCAUCCAUGCAACCCGCGGCAACCAUUUUUUGUGGAUGCGUCGCAAUAGCAAUGACAGGGCCAUCACAACGAACGCGACAAGCUUGAGCCACCACUUUUUUGGAGGAUUCUUCAUCCGAAGCAGCUCCCCACGCGCAGAGAGACAAAUGACAAUCGGCUCCUCCCGUGGCCAACACAGUUUCGUCGCUACUGAGGGCACAGCAGCUGGGAUUGGCCAAACCGUGUAAAUUGAGAAGUGACACUUCUGGCUUUUGUGGAUAAACGCCAUUGCCCGAUCGCAAGAAAUCUUCCGAUUCGACAGCACUGUCGGUUGUUGUUGUAUCCAUGGCAUCAUCACUGCUAGCGACACUCAACUUGGAAAACCCAGUGAGAGCGGCUUCCUUCCGAUACAGUUCCACUUCCGCUUUGAGAGAUUCAUUUUCAAUCGUCAGCUCCUUCACCCGAAACGACAAGUGCUUCACCUUUUCUUGGAGCACGGCAUUUUCCGAUCGGACUAUAUUAUAAAUCAUAGACACGACAGCACAAAUCAUAGAAAAAGGAUGCGAAUGAA